Diatraea saccharalis (sugarcane borer) is the source of this 918-nucleotide messenger RNA. The record is from the annotation of a GenBank genome assembly. NCBI's taxonomy places the organism in Eukaryota, Metazoa, Arthropoda, Insecta, Lepidoptera, Crambidae.
AUUAUAUUACUUAAAAACUUAUUAAAGUUUAUAUUAAAUAUAAGUAUAUAGAUUUUUUUGCAAACAGAACUUUAAAUAAGUGAAUCGAGUGAAAAAUGACUUUAUCGGAAUAUUCCCAUCUCAGAGAACAGGUUAUUAAAAGCUUUAGUGAAAAUGAACGACACGGUCAGCUAUUAAGCUCUCUAAAAGAAUUAUUCAGAGAGAAGAUCAAUUCUCCUAGAAGAUUUGAAGAGAUAACAACAAUCGGUCAGUUAUUAAGAAUACUAGAAAUAAGAGAUGCAUUAUCUGAAAAUAAUAUCCAGCCAUUGAAGGAUAUUGUGCACAGAUUACCGAGUAAUAGCAGACUGUUACAAAGAAUUAUAGAAUACGAGCAGUCUCAUGUUCCAGUAGAACCUAUAAACUAUUAUGCUUCCGAACACUUACCACAACAGUCACAUCGAGCACCAGUUGAAAGCUUUGUUACUAAUAAUUUAAACACAACAAUGAGUGAAAAAAAGGUACAAAGAAUUAAACAAACAAUUAUAGAAGAUAUUGGUGUAUUUUGGAAAGACUUUGGACGAAGCUUAGGCAUCAAAGAAAAUACAAUUGAUGAAAUUAAUGAAGAUUAUAGAAAGGUACCCAUGAAAGCAAAACAAGUAUUGGAAAUAUAUUUGGAAACAAAAGCAGAUUCUAAAACUUGGUUUUACGACAUAUGUGAAGCUUUAGAAUCUAGCAGGCGAAAGGAUUUGUGUAAGAAAAUUAAAAAAAUAUCUGUUAUGAAUAUAUGAUUUCUUUUUUACAUUAUACAAAGUAAAAUUUAGUCUAGAUCAGGGAUCAGCAACCUUGUAAAGAAGAGCCAAAAAAAAAUUUUUAAAGACCCCAUUGAUAGAUAUAGUUUUAAUAUUUAUAUUAUAUUUGAGAUUUGAUUUAAAAUAAACA